UUUAAUGGGGUUUAGAGGACUCUCGGGAGCACUGUGAACAGUAAUAAAGCAAAACGAUAUGUUGAGGCAGCUGGCUUUAAUGCAGAAACAUUAACCCAAGGACAUUCAAAACAUAAGGCCGAGGUUAUUAGCGGUACCAUGAAACUACAACCCCCAACAUUCAGGUGUCCGACAGUAGCGCAGUGCUUUUUGCGCAGGCGCAGCAGGAGUAAUUGGAUAUCAAGUUGGCCAAAACAGCGGGUGAUAAAAUGCACAAGCUGAAGUCAUCGCAGAAGGACAAGGUUCGGCAGUUUAUGUCCUUCACGCAGGCAGGGGAGAGGACAGCCGUGUACUGCCUGACACAGAAUGACUGGAAACUAGAAGUUGCCACAGAUAACUACUUUCAGAACCCAGAUCUCUACUACAAAGAAUCCAUGAAAACCUCAGUGGACCGCAAGAAGCUGGAACAGCUUUACAACAGAUACAAAGAUCCCCAGGAUGAGAAUAAGAUCGGCAUUGAUGGGAUCCAGCAGUUCUGUGAUGACCUGACCCUGGACCCGGCCAGCAUAAGCGUUCUGGUGGUGGCAUGGAAGUUCAGAGCUGCCACACAGUGCGAGUUCAGCAGGAAAGAGUUCCUGGACGGCAUGGCUGAGCUUGGGUGUGACAGUCCUGAGAAACUCAAGGCGAUCCUGCCCAGACUAGAACAGGAGCUGAAAGACUCAGGGAAGUUCAAAGACUUCUACCAGUUUACCUUCAACUUUGCCAAGAAUCCCGGCCAGAAGGGCUUAGAGCUAGAGAUGGCUGUGGCUUACUGGAAUCUGGUACUGACGGGCCGAUUCAAGUUCUUGGACCUCUGGAACCGCUUUCUACUGGAGCAUCACAAGCGGUCAAUUCCCAAGGACACAUGGAACCUCCUUCUGGACUUUGGCAAUAUGAUUGCAGAUGACAUGUCAAACUAUGAUGAGGAAGGGGCAUGGCCUGUCCUCAUAGACGACUUUGUGGAGUUUGCUCGGCCAAUCGUGACAGGGAACAAGCGCAAAACCAUAUAGUCUCUGUCCCAGCUCCAUGCGAUGGGUGGAGUUUGUGUUUCUCCCAGUUUUCUUUUUAUGACUAAGGAUUUUUAUACACAUGAGCCAAAAAGAGACUACUUCUGAGUAAGCCUGUCCGCAGGUUGUCAGUGAGAUUGUUCUUCCAGCUGAAUACGAGACCUUGGUGGGGGAGCUGGGACAGCCAGUUCAGAGAGGAAAGUAGGAGAAGAAACAACAGGAGAAGAGAUUUGUUUUUAGUUUGCUACAAGUGGAAUGCCAAGGAAGGACUCUGGAAACGCUAAUGGCAAUGAUGGUAAUCCUAGUACUCCUCACUCAUGAGCAAACUCUACAUGGGUGUGGCUUAGAGCUGGUGCUGUGGACUUGGCUCGCUUACUUGCACCCCUCCUCCCCUGCCGCUGGCACAGUGAAGGGGGACAGUAACAGAAAGUGAGCUUUCAGCGGACGCAGCUGAUCAGAUUUCAGAUGAAGUAUGGUGUGGCCUCACAUGUUGCCAAUUCUGAAUGGAACAGGAUGUUAAAAUCUGCAUGUUUUUGUCAGCUAGUGUUAAGCAGUGCCAUGGGAGUUGAGGAAGGAAAAUUACAUUAUUUUCACUGAGAUUGCGAAUGUGUGGCUUUCAUACAAUCACACCGAGAACAGAGAAGAAGUGUGCUUGCUUGCCAUUGUGUGUUUGUGUGUAUGUGUGUACUUUGUGGGUUAAAGGCUCUGCUUCUUUACCAUGUCAUGUUAAAAGUUCUCAUUUGGUUUAUUAUGUGAAGAAGUUUAGAAAUGGUCAUUCACUCAUACUGAGCAACAGUUUAACAGUUCAGAUUUUGUAUUCAGAUUGAGAAUUGGACGGAGCAGCAUGCUAUUUGAGCUCAGCACCAGCAGAUACACUAUUGUUGCAGUUCUGAGAAACUGUACCCAUAGGACUAAGAAUAGGUAGAGCUUUAGGAAAAUGACAAUAUAUAUCUGAGAAAUUUUACAUUUAUAAACAAUGAAUACCUGAGAAGCAUAUAAGAUCCUCAGUUUUUACAACGCUAAUGCGUUAAUUUUUAGUUCCGUUUGGUUUUGCAGUGUGUAAACUGUUGUACACAAGGAGUAACUGACUGGCACAUUGACUGUUUUCUAAUAUCCAGGUGAUGACUUGUCUUGUACUUGCCAACUCUACGAACUGCACUGAUUGACACUUUUUAUGUUGUUAGGACUUUUAUCAGGCAGCACUGCACACGGCUACAGAGCUAUUCAGUUUACAUAACAGUAGGUUUCACUCGCAUCCUACACUUUUUUUUUUUUUUUUUUUUUAAUGAAGUCGUACCUCCCAGUUACUUCAUAUUAUUUUAACUUUGUGUUUACACUGUUGGGGUUUUUGGUCCGUUGCCAUUCAUAGAUUCACAACAGUGGUGUUUGCGAGUAUGGCAGUGGUGGCUUAUAACGAACCAUUUCACUACUACAGAGAAAAAAAAAAAAAACACGCCUCAGUUCACUUGAAAAACUCUGCACAUGCUAGAUGAAUCCACUCCCUAUCUCGGCUAAAACAUGUAACAUGAAAUAGAACUCAGGUACCAGUAGUUCUCUCCAAGCCUCAGUGAGCAGCAGGAGGCUUGCUUUAGUUACAUCAGUAUUUGCUAUGUUUUCUGUGCAAAACACCACCCAGCCACUCUGAUAUUAUUGCCCUGUCAGUUUUAUUUGUUGCCAUGAUACAGUGGGCCAAACCUAUGCUAUGUCUUGAAGAGAAAUAAAACGUGACUGAAAUUAUACAACCCCUGUUGCACGUUAAAGUCCACCUGAUUUUUCUGCCCUGCCAGCAGCUAAUUAAAGGAGAAAUAAUUGUCCUUUAGGUUGACAUAUUGUUGUUACAGUUCUUACAUUUACAUUACACUUCUCAAUUUACGUUAAACCAAGGAUGUAUGCAGGAAUGUAGAUUUUAAAAAGCUGGCACACCCGCUGCGAAAGGCAAUUAUGUUUUAAUUACAGCCACUGUCAAACGUGUCAUGCAGAUGAGGUGUAGAUGAUCAAAACAGUCACUCUGCAAGCUGGUAAAUGUAUCGCUCAAUUCAAGUGAACAGCGAGUGGGAUUUGUUUUGAUCCACAAAGAUAUUUCAGGUGUUUUCAACUGUCUAAAGGAGCUCUGUCUACCCAGGGUCCCUUUGUUUUACAGUACAAUGUUGUGUACAAAUUGUUUUUGGUCAAGGUGGCAAGACAGCGUGAAAACUUUUCCCCUUUUGAUUGUAGACCCAGGAACAAGCGUCUGUGGUUCUGGAGCAGGGAAAGGUGACAUCCCUUUUUGUUCUAAAAUGGUACGUGUGGUACGUUAUUAAUUGUCAAGUAUUUUGUCAACUGUGUUUCUAGUCAUGCAGCUCAUUCUCCUCAAAACAGUAUUAUUUCCGCAGGCAAAUGAUAAAGUAUUGACAGCAUAUGAUCUUUUGUCAUGGAGGCAUACAGGAAAUUGUUUUGGCAAAAGAAAGUUGUCAAUAAAGCAUGUUGUUUUUAACAAAGUAUGGCAAUUGUAUGUUUACAGUCUUACAUGUAUAGUAAUAUCCCUGACACCAAAUGUAUGAUGUACUAACUGUCAUGUUGUUUGUGAAUGAAAAUAUGCAGAAUACAACACUCCAUACUACAGUGAUUUUCAGUCGUGUCCCAUCAGGGCCUGAAGUUACGCAGGUUUUCAUACUAACUAAAAUCUGCAUCUGCUGAUGUCACUGAUAUGGGCACAUUAAACCAGAGAAAAGGGAACUAAACAGUGAAA
Messenger RNA from Myripristis murdjan (pinecone soldierfish), 3753 nucleotides. RefSeq names its product DCN1, defective in cullin neddylation 1, domain containing 2b (gene dcun1d2b). Bases 249 to 1028 code for a protein of 259 amino acids. The transcript is spliced from 7 exons. Gene Ontology annotation, cellular component: ubiquitin ligase complex. NCBI's taxonomy places the organism in Eukaryota, Metazoa, Chordata, Actinopteri, Holocentriformes, Holocentridae. Gene Ontology annotation, biological process: protein neddylation. Gene Ontology annotation, molecular function: ubiquitin-like protein binding; cullin family protein binding; ubiquitin conjugating enzyme binding. The record is from RefSeq and is a predicted model, not a curated record.